GCUUACACUCGACAUACCUUUCCCUUGGCUAAUAAGACCCUACCAGGCUGGGAAGAAGGUUUCCCAGCCUUAUUCUGGAGAAAGAAGCCACUGAGACAAUCCAUAGGCACCAUGCGAUUUCUUCAGGUGACUACUACUUUUCUUCUGCUGUCCAGUCUUUGCACCAGCCAAGUCAGUGCAGAUGUUGACAACGUAUCUCCAACCUCAUCCUCACCAACAAAUUCUGCAAUGAAAGAAUCUUUGCUGACACCAGACACAAAGACAACAACAGAAUCUAUCCAUCCAACACCUGAAAUAUCUAUAGGAACAACCAGCAAAGACUCAUCAAAAACAUCACUUACGCCAGAAAUUACUUCACUAACAACUGCUAAAACUACAGACAGCACAACUCUUGGUGUCACCACAAAAGAGCUCAUCACUACAAACAAAACAGGAACAACUCUCCCACUCUCAGAUGCUGCUUCAACAUCCCAAAGUUUCCAGCACACAUCUGAGAAUCAGAGUUCAAUCAAAAUGACCACAGUGACAGUCCAGUGGCUACAUAAAGUCAAUCAUCAUCGCAACAUUCCCAGUGUCCAGAACACUUUUGAAAGACCUCAUUGCCCCUCUCCUUUUUUUCAUAUGUCUUGGCUAAGUUUUAGAGCCUUCACUAUUUGGCAGACAGCAACUUCAGUAGAAAAACAGAAGCAAGACCAGUCAUGA
This is a messenger RNA of Dipodomys ordii (Ord's kangaroo rat), 702 nucleotides long. RefSeq names its product poly(A) polymerase-like. The transcript has 6 exons. The coding region runs from base 112 to 702 and encodes 196 amino acids. The record is from RefSeq and is a predicted model, not a curated record. Lineage: Eukaryota; Metazoa; Chordata; Mammalia; Rodentia; Heteromyidae.